AUGACAGAUAAAGGUAUCGAUAUCACUGUCUUCAAAGGUUCCCCCAGCGGGAAGAUCGUUGCGUCAACAACCCACAAAGACAGUCUCAAGCCUGACGAGGUCCUCCUAAAAAUCACUCACGCCGGCCUUUGUGGCACAGAUCUACACUACAAGACAUCUGGUAUCGUUCUCAGCCAUGAGGGUGUCGGCAUCGUGCAGCAGAUUGGCCCCGAGGUCACCAACUUCGAAAUAGGCGAUCGUGCUGGCUGGGGAUACUUGCAUAACUCCUGUGGGCACUGUGACGAGUGUCUCAGUGGAAAUGAAAUAUUCUGCUCAGAACGUGCAAUGUACGGGUUCUCCGACGUGGACCAAGGCGGGUUCGCCUCGCACGCUAUCUGGAAAGCUGGCUUCCUCUUCCAUAUCCCCAAUGAAAUCUCUUCUUCCGAAGCAGCUCCACUUAUGUGUGCCGGCGCAACCGUUUUCAACGCUAUGCACCUCUAUGGUAUGAUACCUACCGAUCGGGUAGGUAUUAUCGGCGUCGGCGGCCUCGGUCAUCUCGCCAUCCAGUUCGCUGCGAAAAUGGGCUGCCAGGUCGUGGUAUUCUCCGGAACAAAGCUCAAAAAGAAUGAGGCGAUGAGUCUCGGCGCAAGUGAGUUCUACGUGACAGAGAACAUGCAGGCGCUCGAGAUAGGGGCACCCCUCAAGCACCUCUUCGUCACAACAUCCCAGCAGCCCGACUGGAAUUGCUACCUCAAUACUCUCGCACCACAUGCCAAGAUAUACCCGCUCACCCUGUCCGCUGACGCCCUCACUCUGCCGUAUAUGCAGCUCGUCGUUAAUGGCAUCACGCUCCAGGGCAGCAUCUGCCCCUCGCGUGGAACGCAUGUCAAGAUGCUACGGUUUGCAGCACUUCACCACAUCAAACCCAUCAUUGAGGAGUUCCCAUUGACUGAGGCUGGCAUAGAGGAAGCGAUACAGAGGCUUGAAAACGGAGAAGUGAGGUACCGUGCGGUUUUGGUCGCUGAGAACGACAUCGCUGGUAAGUCAAAGUGA
Molecule: messenger RNA, 1032 nt
Organism: Suillus plorans
Lineage: Eukaryota; Fungi; Basidiomycota; Agaricomycetes; Boletales; Suillaceae
Product: chaperonin 10-like protein
Exons: 3
Coding region: 1-1032 (343 amino acids)
Biological process (GO): alcohol metabolic process
Molecular function (GO): alcohol dehydrogenase (NADP+) activity
Source: RefSeq, a predicted model, not a curated record